This is a messenger RNA of Chenopodium quinoa (quinoa), 2540 nucleotides long. RefSeq names its product probable serine/threonine-protein kinase PIX7. The transcript has 6 exons. The record is from RefSeq and is a predicted model, not a curated record. Gene Ontology annotation, biological process: protein phosphorylation. Lineage: Eukaryota; Viridiplantae; Streptophyta; Magnoliopsida; Caryophyllales; Amaranthaceae. The coding region runs from base 479 to 1927 and encodes 482 amino acids. Gene Ontology annotation, molecular function: ATP binding; protein kinase activity.
AGAGAAACAACUGAUAAUUCAGAGUAUGUUUUUUUCUUUCUUUGCGCAUUUUUUUUAUUUUUAAUUAUUUAUUUCUGGGGUUUUGUUUGAAUUAGUCACCCCUUUUUCCUAUGAACUCUCACAAUUUCUGAGAUUUGCUGUACAGCCAUUUUUCUGGGUGUUGUCCUUUCAAGUGAGAGAAAGAGUAUAGCUCUAAAAACCCCACAAUUUUUUUUUUUUCAAUUUUAAGGGCUUAUCUUCUGAUCUGAAUCAUUUCUAUUUCUUUUUCAGCUCUUCAAUCCAAUUUUUCUGGUAAAAUUUCAUGUCGGGUUGUGUUAUUUCAUCAGAUUUUCGGUGUUUGUGUUAUAAAUCAGUAGGGUAAGAAUUAUUUGGGGCUAAAAUUAUUGGGUAUUUUGUAAUUUGAGUCUUUUGGGUGGAAAGGGGUUUUAGGGAUUUUGAUGAAUUUGAAAAUUUAAGGGUUUGUAAUUCAUAGGGUGACAUGGGAUUUGGUAGUGAUGUAGCUAAAGUGGAAACUUGGGAUGUCGAAAAAUCAAAAGGAGGAAAAAAGAAGAAAGAUGAAGAUGAUUCUGGUGAAGAUACUGGUUGUUGGAUUAAGCUCAGAUUCAUAGGAAGCUGCAUUACUUCAAGAUCCAAAGUUGAUUCUUCUGUCAGUGGAACAAGUACUAACUACGCUGAAAGCAAAUCAACAAUUGAUGCAAGCAGAGAUCAACCGGUUACUGCAGUUGUCUCAUCAACAACAACAAGUAAUGCUGAAAGCAGCACAUCAACAUCCAAGCUAGAAGAAGAACUCAAAGUUUCCUCCCGACUUCGUAAAUUCGCAUUUAACGAUUUAAAAUUAGCAACUAGAAACUUCAGACCUGAAAGUCUACUUGGUGAAGGUGGCUUUGGGUGCGUGUUUAAGGGAUGGAUUGAAGAAAAUGGUACUGCUCCAGUGAAACCUGGUACAGGUCUUACUGUUGCAGUAAAGACACUCAAUCAUGAUGGACUUCAGGGUCACAAAGAAUGGCUGGCUGAAGUGAAUUAUUUGGGUGAUCUUAUUCAUCAAAAUUUGGUCAAACUAAUUGGCUAUUGUAUUGAAGAUGAUCAAAGGCUUCUAGUCUAUGAAUUCAUGCCCCGAGGAAGCUUGGAGAAUCAUCUUUUUCGAAGAUCUUUACCUCUCCCAUGGUCCAUUAGGAUGAAAAUUGCUCUUGGUGCAGCUAAGGGUCUUGCCUUUCUCCAUGAAGAAGCUGAAAAGCCUGUGAUAUAUCGUGAUUUCAAGACCUCAAAUAUUUUAUUAGAUGCGGAAUACAAUGCAAAGCUGUCGGAUUUUGGACUUGCAAAAGAUGGUCCUGAGGAAGGUAAAACUCAUGUAUCUACCCGCGUGAUGGGGACAUAUGGUUAUGCAGCCCCUGAGUAUGUGAUGACAGGCCAUCUGACUUCAAGAAGCGAUGUUUACAGCUUUGGAGUAGUGCUGCUGGAAAUGAUUACUGGCAGGAGAUCUAUGGACAAAAACCGACCCAAUGGGGAGCAUAACCUUGUUGAAUGGGCAAGGCCACAUCUUGGAGACCGAAGAAGAUUUUAUCGUCUGAUAGAUCCUCGGCUUGAAGGUCACUUUUCCAUUAAAGGUGCUCAAAAGGCUGUGCAGUUGGCUGCUCAUUGCCUUAGCCGGGAUCCAAAAGUCCGCCCUUUAAUGAGUGAAGUUGUAGAUGCCCUGAAGCCUUUACCUAACCUGAAAGAUAUGGCUAGCUCGUCCUACUAUUUCCAAACCAUGCAAGCAGACCGAGUUAGGGCCAGCCCAAAUGCUCGUAAUGGUCAACCUAUAGGUCCCCACCAAAGGAACGGGCAGCAACCAGGUCUAAGGAGCCUCUCAAUCCCACAUGGCUCACACGCUUCACCAUAUCAUCAUCAUCAAUACCAUCCAUCACCUAAACCAAGUGGGAAAUCCUAACCUCAGUUCAGUCGGUCCUCUUCUUGCUCUGCAAGCAGUCCAUCAUUCUUUUCUCCCCAGCUUCUGAUCGUUUUCAUGAAGUCAUCAGCUAAUUAAGUAUGUGAUCCUGAUAUCAAGGUUCUCUGCUCCUUGAUCAAAAAUGAAACACAACAGGGAGGAAACCCCCCCCCCCCCCCCAAAAAAAAAAAAAAAAGAAAAGAACAGAAAAAGAGGCAACAGAAGACAAUGUAUGAAUUGUGCAAACUAUUAUCUUUCAGUCAGGCUCUCUGUAAAGGAGUUAAAUGUAAGAAGAGGUGAAGCUUUGUGGGCCAGAAAUUUCAUGUCAAACCUCGCAAUGUUACGUUAGUCAAGCUUGAAAAUAUGAAAAAUGAAGUUUCUGCAAUUGUUGCCUCAGAUUAUCCCCAUUUUGUUAUAUGCUUUUCCAUCUUCAAAGAUCCCCAAAAUUGCUGUAUAGAUCAUGCUUGGAUGUAGAAACAAUGAAUCAAUGAAUUAGGUCAAACUUGUGUUGUGGGCUCAGAGCCUCAGAAUCCUGUUCUGUGGGUUGAUCCGGAGUUUUAAACCAGUUUGCUUACUAUUGUCAUUGCUGAAAUAUAGAUGUGCUUUGAGUUUUAAA